Messenger RNA from Hippopotamus amphibius kiboko, 2054 nucleotides. RefSeq names its product nei like DNA glycosylase 3 (gene NEIL3). Bases 64 to 1878 code for a protein of 604 amino acids. The transcript is spliced from 10 exons. Gene Ontology annotation, biological process: base-excision repair. Gene Ontology annotation, molecular function: damaged DNA binding; zinc ion binding; DNA N-glycosylase activity. The record is from RefSeq and is a predicted model, not a curated record. Gene Ontology annotation, cellular component: nucleus. Lineage: Eukaryota; Metazoa; Chordata; Mammalia; Artiodactyla; Hippopotamidae.
GCUGUGCGGCAGGUUCCUCAGCAGGGCCGUGCAGCCUGGUGCGGCACAGCGCGGGCCCGGGAGAUGGUGGAGGGACCGGGUUGUACGCUACACGGAGAGGAGAUCCGGGCGCGGGUGCGCCCGGGCCAGGCGGUGACGGACGUGCGGGGCAGCGCGCUGCAGAGCCCGGGUAGGCCUGGCUCGCCUCCCGCCGUCCCGGGGGCUGCGGGCUCCUCACAGGCAGCUGCACUGAAUAAUAAUAAAGAUUCCAGCCAGAAUAUCUCGAGACUCCUUAAUGGACACAUUUACAGUGGUGUGGAAACUUUGGGGAAGGAGCUCUUUAUGUACUUUGGGCCAAAAGCUUUACGGAUUCACUUCGGAAUGAAGGGCUCCCUCAUGAUUAAUCCACUUGAGUCUAAAAAUAAAAAUGGAAUUUCUCCUGUUUUUGAAGUACAACUCACCAGAGAUCUGAUUUGUUUCUUGGACUCAUCAGUAGAAAUGAGAAGCUCCACAGAAAGCCAGCAGAGAAUAAGAAAAAUGGAAGAAUUAGAUGUAUGUUCACCUAAAUUUAGUUUCUCGAGAGCAGAAAGUGAAGUGAGAAAGCAGAGGGGACGGAUGCUGUGUGACGUGUUAAUGGAUCAGAAAGUGUUGCCCGGGGUGGGGAACAUCAUCAAAAACGAAGCGCUCUUUGACAGUGGCCUCCAUCCCUCUGUUAAAGUUUGUCAGUUAACAGAUGAACAGACCCAUCACCUUGUGAAAAUGAUACGUGAUUUCAGCAUUCUUUUUUACAGGUGCCGUAAAGUGGGAUCUCCUGUCUCUAAACACUAUAAGGUUUACAAGCGUCCUAAUUGUGGUCAGUGCUGCUGCAAAAUCACAGUGUGUCGCUUAGGGGAGAAUAACAGGAUGACAUAUUUCUGUCCUCACUGUCAGAAGGAAACGCCUCAACUUGUUGACAUAUGCACACUGCCAGCUAGAAACGCUACACUCAGUUGGCCAUCUAGCAGAGGGGGUCAUCUCGUGGACUGUGUGGCCCAGAAAUCUGAAGAGCAGUGGACAUGUGAGGUCUGUACACUAAUAAAUAAGCCGUCUUCUAAGGCAUGUGAUGCUUGCCUGACUUCAAGGCCUACGGAUUCAAUACCCAAGAAUGAAGAAAAUCCUAUUGCCUUCAGCAAUUUAAUGAAGUACCCUUGUAAUAGCUUUGGAAAACCAAGGACAGAAGUGAAGAUAAACAGGAAAACUGCAUUUGGAACUACAACCCUUGUUUUGACGGAUUUCAGCAAUAAACCCAGAGCUUUGGAGAGAGAAGAAAGCCAAAACCAGAUACUAGAUGGAGAAUUUCCAAACCCUCCCACUAAUGUUUUUUGUAGUGAUACAUCGCGCCCCUCCAAGGAGAUAACAAACUAUCAACUAUCGAACAAAGUAAACGUAUCACCUGUGGUCUGCUCUCAGUCUAAAUUAUUUAGUCCAGCAUAUAAAAAAUUAAAAGCAACCCACUACUCAUCACCAGAUCUCAAAAGUUGCAACCCUGGAUUUUCUAACAGUGAACUUCAAAUUAAUAUGACAGAUGGUCCUCGUUCAUUAAAUGCUGGCAGUCCCUGCUGCAGUAAACACGGCCGCCCCUGCGUUCUCCGAGUGGUGAGGAAGGAUGGAGAAAACAAGGGCAGGCACUUUUAUGCUUGUCCUCUACCGAGAGAAGCACAGUGUGGAUUUUUUGAAUGGGCAGAUCUGUCCUUCCCAUUCUGCAGCCACGGCAAACUCUCCAUCAUGAGAACAGUGUUGAAGAUUGGGCCUAAUAAUGGGAAGAAUUUUUUUGUGUGCCCUCUAGGGAAGGAAAAACAGUGCAAUUUUUUCCAAUGGGCAGAAAAUGGGCCAGGAAUAAACAUUAUUCCAGGAUGCUAAAGUUACUGCAGUAUUUGAGAACUUUCGUUUCACUUGUGUGCCAUCUUUCUAUUCAAUGUCUAUGUAUUUUUUUGCCUUGAUGAAUGCUAUUUGUGUUUCAUCAAAUAUACAAUAUAUUCCAUUUAGAAUGUAUAUUUAAUGCAUUUAGUUAUGACAAUAAAGUAUUUUUAGUAUGC